Molecule: messenger RNA, 3036 nt
Organism: Acanthosepion pharaonis
Lineage: Eukaryota; Metazoa; Mollusca; Cephalopoda; Sepiida; Sepiidae
Source: the annotation of a GenBank genome assembly
AUGGCGGGACGUGCGAAAUGUCUCCUUCUUAAACCAUUUGUCAAGUUAAAAUUACUUAACUUGAUGAAUGGUCACUCAUUUAUACAUUUAAAUAAAGCCCGUACCAUUAGUAGUUUCUUAAAACGCAGUCAUACUUGUGGAGAACUACGAGAACAUGAUGUUGGUAAAUCAGUUGUACUCUGUGGCUGGUUGCAGUAUAAAAGAUUGAACCAAUUUAUGAUACUCCGUGACUGGCAGGGAAUUACACAAGUGCUCAUUCCUUCAGAAAUGCAGCAGGAGUUACAAUCCUUCAUUUCUAACUUGCCUUUGGAAUCUGUGCUCAGAAUUGAAGGAAUCGUUGAAGCUCGACCUGAUGAUCAAAAGAACAAGAAAAUGCCAACUGGAGACAUUGAGGUCAAAGUUACUGAAUUUCAGUUGCUAAAUUCCUGCCAAGCUAAAUUACCAUUUCAAUUGAAAAAAUUCCAUGAGGUGAAUGAAUCUCUUCGUAUGGAAUAUCGAUAUUUAGAUAUUCGCACAGAGAAAAUGCAGCACAAUCUUCGACUCAGAUCAAAAAUGGUUAUGAAAAUGCGAGAAUUUCUUUGUAAUGAACAUGCUUUUUCCUUUUCUCCUUCUUUCUUCUUUUUCCUUUUCUCCUUUUUCCUUCUUUUUCCUUUUUCCUUCUUUUUCCUUUUUUCUUCUUUUUCCUUUUCUCCUUUUUUCUUCUUUUUUUCUUUUUUCUUCUUUUUCCUUUUCUCCUUUUUUCUUCUUUUUUUCUUUUUUCUUCUUUUUCCUUUUCUCCUUUUUUCUUCUUUUUCCUUUUCUCCUUUUUUCUUCUUUUUUUCUUUUUUCUUCUUUUUCCUUUUCUCCUUUUUUCUUCUUUUUUUCUUUUUUCUUCUUUUCCUUUUCUCCUUUUUCUUCUUUUUUCCUUUUCUCCUUUUUCUUCUUUUCCUUUUCUCCUUUUUCUUCUUUUUCCUUUUCUCCUUUUUCUUUUCUUUUUCCUUUUUCUUUUUUCUUUUUUUUUUUUCUUUUUCCUUUUUUUUUUUUCUUUUUCCUUUUCUCCUUUUUUCUUCUUUUUCCUUUUCUCCUUUUUUCUUUUUCUUUUUUCCUUUUUUCUUUUUCUUUUUUCCUUUUUUCUUUUUCUUUUUUCCUUUUCUCCUUUUUUCUUUUUCUUUUUUCCUUUUCUCCUUUUUUCUUUUUCUUUUUUCCUUUUGUCCUUUUUUCUUUUUCUUUUUUCUCCUUUUUUCUUUUUCCUUUUCUCCUUUUUUUUUCUUUUUCCUUUUUUCUUCUUUUUCCUUUUCUCCUUUUUUCUUCUUUUUCCUUUUCUCCUUUUUUCUUCUUUUUCCUUUUCUCCUUUUUUCUUCUUUUUCCUUUUCUUCUUUUUUCUUCUUUUUCCUUUUCUUCUUUUUUCUUCUUUUUCCUUUUCUUCUUUUUUCUUCUUUUCCUUUUCUUUUUUCUUCUUUUCCUUUUCUCCUUUUUUCUUCUUUUCCUUUUCUUCUUUUUCUUCUUUUUCCUUUUCUUCUUUUUUCUUCUUUUUCCUUUUCUCCUUUUUUCUUUUUCUUUUUUCUCCUUUUUUCUUCUUCUUUUUCCUUUUCUCCUUUUUUCUUUUUCUUUUUUCCUUUUCUCCUUUUUUCUUUUUUCUUCUUCUUUCUUUUUUUCUUUUUCUUUUUUCUUCUUCUUUCUUUUUUUCUUUUUCUUUUUUUCCUUUUUCUUUUUCUUUUUUUGAAUAGCUUCUUGAUCAGGCUGAUAAGUUUUCAAUGUUUUGUUGAUGUUGAAACACCAACUUUAUUCCGCAGAACUCCGGGGGGUGCCCGGGAAUUUGUUGUCCCUACCCACCAUCCAGGAAAGUUCUACAGUUUACCACAAAGCCCUCAACAGUUUAAGCAAUUGUUAAUGGUCGGUGGCAUUGACCGUUAUUUCCAGAUUGCAAAAUGCUACAGAGAUGAAGGUGCCAAGCCAGACAGACAACCAGAAUUUACUCAGGUAGACAUAGAAAUGUCCUUUGUAGAUAUGGAAGGUGUGAUGUCCCUAACAGAACAACUUUUGGCAGCAUCAUGGCCAGAAUCCAAAACCAAAUUCAAUCUUCCUUUCCCACGUUUGUCUUUUAAUGAGACCAUGGCAUUAUAUGGUACUGAUAAACCAGAUACUAGAUUUGGUUUUCAUUUGAAAGAUAUCUCUGCUUCUUUGCAAAAUUCUGGGAUACACUUUAUUGAUAAAGUUUUAUCCCUGCCUGAUGGUUCUGUUCAAGCUGUGGUGGUAGAGCAAGCAACUAAAUAUUUUACCAAAAAGGAUUUGACUAGCCUCCAAGAAUUUGUGCAGUCUGAAAGCAAAACUUCUACAGCUUUGACUGUCAUAAAAAUUGGUGAAAAUGCCCAAUGGCAAUCUCCUAUUUCUAAUUACCUUAAACCUAAGCUGAAAGAAGAUCUCUGCAGCCGGUUGAAUAUUAAACCUUUUGACUUAAUCCUUUUAGUUUCGGGUCCAGGAUAUGAACCGCAUGUACUUCUUGGAAAACUACGUCUGCUAUGUGCUAACAUAUUGGAAUCUAAGGGGGUGAAUCUCAGAGAUCCAAACGAAUUUAAUUUUCUCUGGAUACUAAAUUUCCCACUUUUUUUACCCAGUGAGGAUGGUAAGGGUCUUGAAGCAGCACAUCAUCCCUUCACAGCACCAGUAUCUGAAGAUGCUGAAUUAUUGUAUACUCAACCACAAGAGGUCAAGGGUCAGCAUUAUGAUUUGGUUUUAAAUGGAAAUGAAAUUGGAGGUGGUUCAAUCCGUAUUCACUCUGCUGAAGAACAGAAAUUUGUCUUGGAGAAGAUUCUCAAGGAAGAUAGCAGCCAAUUACAACACCUACUGACUGCUCUUGACAGUGGAUGUCCACCUCAUGGAGGCAUUGCUCUAGGACUUGACCGUCUGCUAGCUAUCAUUUGUCAUGAGCCCAGUAUUCGUGAUGUCAUUGCAUUUCCAAAGUCACAUGAUGGAAAAGAUCCAAUGAGCAAAGCUCCUGCUACAAUCUCAAUUGAAGAUCAAAAUUAUUACCAUAUACAAACAAAACCUAGCAAAUGA